Molecule: messenger RNA, 1353 nt
Organism: Saprolegnia parasitica CBS 223.65
Lineage: Eukaryota; Oomycota; Saprolegniomycetes; Saprolegniales; Saprolegniaceae
Exons: 4
Source: RefSeq, a predicted model, not a curated record
AUGUCCCAGUCGCCCGCCCGUCGUUGCCAGAGCCAUCGACGCAUUAGAAUGACCGUCUCUGGCGCCUUCUCCGAUCUCUCAGUCUCGGCCAAAGCGCUGCAGGUGGCACAGCUCACACAAGCGUUUGGAGACGCCGCCGAGGAACUGGUGCGAACGCUUCUGGACACGCUUGCGGCCGACGUCGACGACAUUUUCUCGGCCAACGACAUUUUAGCUGAUGACACUGGCGACCGGUGGCAAUGGUUUGGCUAUGUCGAUACGACUGACGCCGACGUGUACGUGGCCGACGGCUCGUGCUGCUUUCUGUGGCGAGCACCGAGUAUCGCUGUCUGGAAGACCCUUGGACACGACCUCCGCGAGAUGAUUGACGCGCUGCAAGCGCUGGAUGCGACUACACCGUCGCUGCAGUGCACCGUCGAUUACCACGAUGCCCGCGCGCUGGUCUUUGGCGACUACGGCUCGGCACCGACAGCGAUCAGCGAGUGCCAGACAGCCAAGCAUCCCACCUGCUUUUGCGAUCGCCGCAACGGCGGCGCUCAAGACGACGCGUAUGCAUGGACCCGGCUGCGACAUGUGUGCGUACCCGACGUCCUCGAAGACGACGACGGUGCCCACGACGGUGACGGUGCGUCGAGCCUGCACCAGCUCCGCCCCGAGUACAUUCGGCAAUACCACACCGCGCUGAGCUCCACCGUCUACGGCACCGAGUCCGUGGCAGCGCUCGAUAGCACGGUGGCCUGCGCGAGCCACUAUUUGCAAAGGUCGGUGCUCCCAUCGGCCGGCGCCCGCCUCGAAGCCAACGAAUAUUUUCACGUGCUCUUUGCGCUGCAAAAACACCUCGGUGUCAACGUGGCACUGCAACGCAUUGCGAGCACCGGGGAUGCCCCCGGGCCGUUCCGAGCACACCAUAUCGUCAGGCUUCACGCAUCGACGUCGAUGAUUCUCCAGACGACGACCGAAAGCACACGGUUGAUUGCGUCCACGGACGACGCCGUCGGUGCUGGUCGCUUGUCGGACGCGGUGGCCUACGUCAAACUCGCACUUGCGCUCAAAAAGGCCCACCUGACGGACCACAACCGGGUGCAGUGGUGCCACUUCCUUGUGUGUGCCGCCGAGCUCUCGGCGCGGACGACGGACCUCGCCAAAGCGCACACCGUCGCGAUGACGCUCGCACAUGCCAAAGGCGACGUCGAGCGCAUCGGACACCUCGUCGAGCGAGCCGUGGCCAUCGCAUCGUGGCAUCUCGGUCCGACGCAUGUCUUCCUCGUCGACAUCUACAUGGCCGCGGCCGACGUGUGGUGCGACCGCGGGGAGCACUACAAGGCGCUGGCCAUGUGCGACGCCUGCCUGGGC